This is a messenger RNA of Miscanthus lutarioriparius, 324 nucleotides long. NCBI's taxonomy places the organism in Eukaryota, Viridiplantae, Streptophyta, Magnoliopsida, Poales, Poaceae. The record is from the annotation of a GenBank genome assembly.
AUGGGCAGGUGCGGCGGCAUGGUGUUGUACCUGAUGGCAAUCUUCCUGCUCGUUGCGCUCUUCGCAUCGUCUGCGAAGUGUCGUCCUGAGCCACUCGACGACACGGCGAGCAGCAGCAAUGGCAAGGCCAUGGCGCUCAACUCCACGGCAACGACGACGUCAGUCAAUGGCAGCAGCGGUUCCGGCGACGAGAAGCUGGUGUGGUGCAUCAUGAGGAACUGUGUGUACGAAGGACGUGGCAACGCCCCCUGCUUCUGCUGCGCGGCCAUGAAGCCGAACGCGUGCUACGAAACGAGGGACCAGUGCAACGGCAACUGCGUGUAG